CCUUAAUAUCUACAGCUGAAAAUAACAAAGAAGCACAACAUUAAUUACUAGCAGACAUGGAGGAGACGGACAAAGGAGCAACUAAAAAUGUAAGUAAACACAGAGGAAUCAGAGCCAUGCCCUUUGUCAUAGGGAAUGAGACAUUUGAGAAGCUAGGAACAGUUGGAAGCUCGUCAAAUCUCUUGGUUUAUCUAACCAGUAUUUUUCAUUUGAAGAGUAUAACAGCUACUAAUAUUAUCAACAUCUUCAAUGGAACUUGCAACUUUGGCACCUUGCUUGGAGCUUUUCUUUCUGAUACUUACUUUGGCCGUUACAACACCCUUGGAUUUGCCUCAGUGUCUUCUUUCUUGGGAAUGCUUGUUCUGACCUUAACAGCAGCAGUCUCAAAGUUACAUCCACCUGAAUGUGGAAAAGAUGCACCAUGUGUUGGUCCAACAGCAGGGCAAAUGACAUUUUUACUAGGCGGAUUCGGUUUACUAGUUAUCGGUGCUUCAGGCAUAAGGCCAUGUAAUUUGGCAUUUGGAGCAGAUCAAUUUGAUCCCAAAACGGAAUCAGGAAGAAGAGGAAUCAGCAGUUUCUUCAAUUGGUACUACUUUACCUACACAUUUGCUGUGAUGGUGUCACUGACUGUCAUUGUGUAUGUUCAAUCAAGUAUCAGUUGGUCACUUGGAUUGGCCAUUCCUACAACUAUGAUGUUCCUUUCUUGCGCACUUUUCUUUGUGGGCACUAAAAUUUAUGUCAGGAUUGUGCCAAAAGGUAGUCCUUUGUCAAGUGUGGCACAGGUUUUAAUGGCUGCAUUCAAGAAGAGGCAAUUGCAGCUGCCACAACAACCUCGUUUCUCACUCUUCAACUACAUGCCUUCUAAUUCCUUGAAUUCUAUGCUUCCUUACACUGAUCAGUUCCGAUUCUUGAGUAAAGCAGCAGUAAUAACCCAAGAAGACCUGAUAAACUCAGUAGAUGGAUCAGCAGUCAACCCCUGGAGACUUUGCAGCAUUCAGCAAGUGGAAGAAGUAAAAUGCUUAUUGAGAGUAAUCCCAAUAUGGGUUGCUGGAACUAUCUAUUAUGUCUCUGUUGUCCAAUCACAAAACUAUGUUAUAUUCCAAGCCAUUCAAACUGAUAGUCAACUUGGCCACAUCAAUUUCCACAUCCCACCAGCAUCUUUCAUUGUUAUUUCCAUGCUGAGUAUAACCAUUUGGCUACCUAUCUACGAUCGCGUUUUACUUCCAUGGCUUCGGAAACUCACAGGGAAAGAAGAUGGAAUUACCCUUCUUCAGAAAAUGGGAAUUGGAAUAUUUCAUUCUAUCAUCACAAUGAUCAUAUCAGGAAUUGUUGAAGACAAAAGAAGAACCCUGGCAAUGACUAGGCAAAAGUUAGAGAUGACUCAGGGUAAAGGCGCAAUUUCAUCCAUGUCAGGACUAUGGUUAAUACCUCAGAUGGCAUUAUCAGGUCUUUCCGAGGCAUUUACAUUAAUCAGCGAGAACGAGUUCUUCUACAAACAAUGCCCAGAAAACAUGAGGAGCAUAGCAGCAUCUUUCUUCUUUGUUGGAUUGGCAGGGUCGAGUUAUUUGAGCAGUUUCUUGUCAUCAGUUGUUCAUAAGUCAUCAAAUUGGUUGGCUGAAGAUCUUAACAAGGGAAGAUUAGACUGCUUUUAUUACCUCAUUGCAGCACUAGAGAUUCUGAAUUUGGGAUAUUUUCUUGUAUGUGCAAAAUGGUACAAGUACAAAGGUGGGGGAAGUGACAACCAAUCGAAUGAGCCAAAAGAAUAAUCUGAGUUUUGACAACAAAUCGAGUGAGACCAACAAAUUACAUUGUAAUGUAAUUUUCACUCAGCAGAAAUAGAGUAUAGCAAGUUGUGGCUA
Molecule: messenger RNA, 1859 nt
Organism: Nicotiana tabacum (common tobacco)
Lineage: Eukaryota; Viridiplantae; Streptophyta; Magnoliopsida; Solanales; Solanaceae
Product: protein NRT1/ PTR FAMILY 2.11
Biological process (GO): transmembrane transport
Cellular component (GO): membrane
Molecular function (GO): transmembrane transporter activity
Source: RefSeq, a predicted model, not a curated record